CACAAAACCGUAGAUAUCUAUAUACAUAUAUACACAUAUAUAUUUGAUCGAACACACAACAACUCGUUAUACUCAUGCUUUUCAGAGCUAUGCAGAACUACUUCAAGAUGGUAUUCGAGGUAUUUAAUUGGAAAGGCCUACUCGCCAAGAAAGACUUCGGUUACAAGGUCCAUGGACACCCUUUAUCCACCAACACAAGACGUGUUCUUGCUGCUCUCUACGAGAAAGGCCUCGGCUACGAAGCCAUCGAGGUCGACUUGAAAUCCGGCCAGCACAAGAAGGACCCUUUCCUCCGCCAUCUCAACCCCUUUGGUCAGAUCCCGGUUUUCGAAGAUGGGUCAUUGAAGUUGAUCGAAUCCAGAGCCAUCACGCAGUACAUAGCUUACGUCCACAGCUCGAGAGGAAACCCGCUACUAAACCUCGAAAGCCACAAGACAAUGGCGAUACAGACAAUGUGGAUGGAGAUCGAAGCUCAACAGUUCAGCCCUCCUGCCUCCGCCCUGACAUGGGAACAAGUCAUAAAGCCCAUUUACAAUCUCCCGACCGACCAAUCAGCCGUGGAGGAGAACGAGGCCAAGCUGUCGAAGGUUCUGGACGUGUACGAGAAGAGACUGGCCGAGACUGGUUACGACCAUCUGGCGAGUGAGAGCUUCACACUGGCAGAUCUUCACCAUCUCCCGAACAUAGAGCUGCUGUACGCGACCAAGACGAGGAGACUGUUCGAGGAAAGGCCACGUGUCACGCUCUGGGUGGCCAGGAUUAGGGCUAGGCCUGCCUGGCAGAGUGCCUGCGAUGUUGCGUGUUGGUCAAGUAAUAUCAAGCAGGAGGGGUUGAACUGAAUGAACGAUGUCGUGUGUUCGUGCAGUGUGUUAUCGGAUUUGAAUAAAGAGUGUUUGUGUAUUAUAAAAUAAAAUACAUAUGAAUAAGAAAACGAGAAAGAAAUGGUAUUUUUUAGUCA
Messenger RNA from Tarenaya hassleriana, 958 nucleotides. Its product is annotated as glutathione S-transferase F4-like. Lineage: Eukaryota; Viridiplantae; Streptophyta; Magnoliopsida; Brassicales; Cleomaceae. Gene Ontology annotation, cellular component: cytoplasm. The record is from RefSeq and is a predicted model, not a curated record. The transcript is spliced from 4 exons. The coding region runs from base 75 to 839 and encodes 254 amino acids. Gene Ontology annotation, molecular function: glutathione transferase activity; glutathione binding.